This is a messenger RNA of Podospora anserina S mat+, 804 nucleotides long. RefSeq lists its product as uncharacterized. The record is from RefSeq and is a predicted model, not a curated record. The transcript is spliced from 3 exons. Bases 1 to 804 code for a protein of 267 amino acids. NCBI's taxonomy places the organism in Eukaryota, Fungi, Ascomycota, Sordariomycetes, Sordariales, Podosporaceae.
AUGUCGUCGUCGAAUGCUUUCCUCGCCACCUCGCGCGCCCCCGGUCGCCCUCACACACUCGAUUGGCACCCGGGUGCGUGGUGGUUUGCGGCUGGAGUUAACCCCGAUCAUACUGACCUGGCCCGGGCCAAAGAGAACGCGGAGAGGGUGCAGAGGGAGAGGGUGGAGGUUAUGAGGGCGAAUCCCUGCCCCCAGGGACUCCUUUGUGAAGUUGCUUCGGGACGAAGAUUCUCGCCCGAGCGCAAGACGGGCGUGGCCAAGCCCAAAGUUGCCGUUCGUGAGCGCCAGGGGGGUAGUCCUGCUGGGAUGGUUUUGGGAAAUGUUGGGAUGAAGGAGAAGGUUGGGAGGUUGGGGGUGGACUGGUUGAGGCAGCGGAGGGGUGGGUCCAAUGCUGUAACGGGCACAGAUUGGAUUGGGGUGUUCAAGCAGUUGGUGGAGUGGGUGGUUGGCGAGGUGGGCGAUAAACUCACUGUUGCUGGGUUUAUGGUGUUUUUCGCGCUGUUGUGGGCCGUGGUCAUGACGGUGGUGUGGAUGGUGCAGGCGGUUGGCCAAAUAUGGCAUACCUGGUAUGGGCAGCAGAAGAUUGUAGUCUUGGAGGAGGUUGAUUCCGAGGGCAGGGAUCGCCACAGACCGGCUUUCCUUGAUAUCAAUGUGGAGGAGAUGGCUGGGAGUUUGCUUGGGAAGCGGAGGGAGAAGGGCACCGGUGUUGUUGGGGCCGAGGCUGAAGAUAUCGAGGCGUUUAGCGGACGGCUCAAAUCUUUCGCUACUAAGCAUCCGGGUCGUCGUGGGAGGAGCUCGCCAUAG